Fusarium fujikuroi IMI 58289 is the source of this 1449-nucleotide messenger RNA. Its product is annotated as related to aldehyde dehydrogenase. The transcript has 4 exons. Gene Ontology annotation, molecular function: oxidoreductase activity, acting on the aldehyde or oxo group of donors, NAD or NADP as acceptor. Lineage: Eukaryota; Fungi; Ascomycota; Sordariomycetes; Hypocreales; Nectriaceae. The record is from RefSeq and is a predicted model, not a curated record. The coding region runs from base 1 to 1449 and encodes 482 amino acids.
AUGUCGGAUUCAACUAUUGGCCAACCAGCACUCCGCAAUGGAUCGCAAGGGUAUCGUAUCCCCAUGCUCAUCAACGAUGCUGCAGUUUUAAGAGAGGAUGAUACUUCACGACAUCAAUCAUUUGAGGGGGGGUAUUUCCAGGGCGCUGGUAUAUCUGACUGUGCGGAUGCUGUGGCGAGUUGCAGCAAAGCAUUCGUAACUUGGUCCACAACCUCUCCGACCCGUAGACGUGGUCUUCUCUUGCGAUUGGCACAGGUCCUCAAGAACCAUGAGCAUGAGGUCCGAACUCUAAUGAAGUCUGAGAUCCAUUGCGACGAUGAAUGGGCAUCCAUCGGUGUCACUACGAGCAUCGAUUUGAUCGAACAGACUGCGUAUCUCCUGACAGCAGGGAGUAUGAGCGGCACCAUACCGCAUACCCAACCUGAGGGGUCAUACGGUUUGGUGUUUACUCGUCCUUUGGGUGUUGUUCUGGGAAUCGCACCUUGGAACUCACCUCUCUUCUUGGCCCUUCGAGCUGUGAUCGCUCCUUUGGCAACUGGAAAUACAGUUAUCCUCAAGGGAUCUGAGCUUAGUCCAAGGACACAUUAUUUCGUCGCCGGGUUGUUUGGAAAAGCUGGCUUCCCUCCAGGUGUCGUCAAUUUUAUCCUUCAUCGACCGGAAGAUGCCCCCGAGGUAGUUGGGUAUCUCAUUCGAGAGCCUGCCGUCAGGAAGGUCAACUUCACUGGCUCAACACCAGUUGGGCGCAGUAUUGCUGAGCAAGCGGGACGGGCUCUGAAGCCGGUAUUGCUGGAACUUGGUGGGAAGAACUGUUGUAUUGUCCUGAAGGACGCAGACAUUGGUCGUGCGGCAGAAGCAGCUCUCGCAGGAGCAACACUAAAUGGCGGACAGAUAUGCAUGUCUACAGAUCUUGUCCUCGUGGAAAAGGAUGUCGUAGAUGAGUUUCGUGCAGAGCUUACAAAACAGCUACAAGGCAAGAAGGGCUCGGCGUAUCGACUUGUCGGGCCAAGGAGUCAGUCGAGAGUACAAGCUUUGGUCUCCGAUGCAGAAGCCAAGGGAUCUUCAAAGUCUUCCACAGAGCACCAGAUCGACUCAAACCUAAUACCUAUCACAAUCCUCGAUAAUAUUAACAGCUCUAUGGAUUUCCUACGUACAGAGAGUUUCGGUCCCUGUCUCGGAAUCGUCGCGGUCUCUAACGGGGACGAGGCGGUCAAGAUUGUCAACGAUAGUGAUUACGGGUUGUCAGGUGCGAUAUGGACACGGAGCCAUUAUGCAGCAUUGGAACUGGCGCGUCGACUACAAGUCGGUGCGGUUCAUAUCAACUCUUCUACUGUUCAUGAUGAAGCGACUUUGCCUCAUGGGGGAACUAAGCAAAGUGGAUUUGGAAGAUUUGGUGCGGAAUGGGGAUUGAAGGAAUUCGUUGAGACGCAGACAGUUAUCAUGCAUGCGUAA